Messenger RNA from Vigna umbellata (rice bean), 2944 nucleotides. Its product is annotated as potassium transporter 3-like. The record is from RefSeq and is a predicted model, not a curated record. NCBI's taxonomy places the organism in Eukaryota, Viridiplantae, Streptophyta, Magnoliopsida, Fabales, Fabaceae. Gene Ontology annotation, cellular component: membrane. Gene Ontology annotation, biological process: potassium ion transmembrane transport. Gene Ontology annotation, molecular function: potassium ion transmembrane transporter activity.
GAGUUGAUUUUUCCAUUCCAAAAGCGAGCGCAACGAACUCUUGUUCUGUUUUCUUCUUCGCUAUGAGCUCAGAUGCGAGUAGAGAACGAGGUGCAUCAACCGUGGUAGAGCGGAAAUUUCAAUGUAGAACACUUUUGUUUUUGGCAUACCAAAGUUUUGGCUUUUUGUUUGGUGACUUGAGCCUAUCCCCACUUUAUGUUUAUCAAAGUAUUUUUUCUGGAAGACUAAAACCAGUCCAGAAUGAAGAUGCAAUAUUUGGCGCAUUUUCUUUGAUAUUUUGGACUGUUUCAAUUGUUUCUUUAUUGAAGUAUUCAGUUAUUCUUUUAAGUGUAGAUGAUAAUGGCGAAGGGGGAAUUGUUGCUUUGUAUUCACAGCUUUGCAGAAAUGCAAAAUUUUGUUUGCUUCCUAAUCAUCAAGCUUCGGAUGAGGAGCUUUCUACAUAUCUCAAACUUGGUUCCUCAAAUAGAAUACCACCAUCUCCUUUGAAAAGAUUCAUUGAGAAACACAAGAGUACAAAGAAGGCUUUGCUUAUUUUUGUUUUACUGGGUGCUUGCAUGGUAAUUUGUGUUGGUGCACUCAUGCCUGCCAUUUCUGUUCUUUCAUCCAUUAAAGGCCUGGAAAUUGAAGCAAAGAUUACAAACAAAAGUGUGCUGUCUCGUAUUUCCUGUGUUCUAGUGAUUGGACUCUUUGUUAUGCAACACCGUGGCUCCUACAAGGUUGCAUUUGUAUUUCCUCCCAUAAUCAUUCUAUGGUUACUUACUAUUUUCAUGAUUGGCAUUUACAAUGUCAUCAAGUGGAACCCACGAGUAUAUGGGGCUCUUUCUCCGCACUAUAUUUACAAGUUCUUUAGGCUAACAGGAAAAGGUGGUUGGGUUAAUCUUGGAGGAGUAUUUCUGUGUGUUACAGGAACUGAAGCUAUGUUUGGAGACCUUGGUUACUACAGACAAAUACCUUUGAGGGUUGCAUUUUAUUGUGUCAUUUACCCAUGUUUAGUUCUUCAAUACAUGGGGCAGGCUGCUUUUCUUUCCAAGAAUUUAUCUGCAGUGCAUAUAAGCUUUUAUGCUUCUAUUCCAGAUGUUCUAUUUUGGCCAGUAUUUGUGGUGUCUGCUUUGGCGGCAGUAGUUUCAAGUCAGGCUGUCAUUGCUUCAGCAUUCUCAACAGUCCAACAAUGCCAUGCAUUUGAAUGUUUCCCUCGAGUUAAGGUUGUGCAUUCCAGAAGGUGGAUCCCUGGCCAGACAUAUAUACCAGAGAUAAACUGGAUUCUUAUGAUAAUAAGCUUGGCUGUGACAGUUGGUUUAGGAGACAUAAACAGAAUAGGACAUGCUUAUGGAAUUGCACAUCUGAUUCUUGUGUUUGUGACCACAUGUUUGACAUCACUAGCCAUCAUCCUUGUAUGGAAUCAAAGUCUUAUAAUUGCUCUGGCGUUUGCUUUAUCCUUUGGUUCGAUAGAGAUUCUCUUCCUGUCAUCAUAUAGCCUGAAAAUCCUUAAAGGUGGCUGGAUUCCACUCGUGCUUUCUGCAGUCUUCAUGGUUGUAAUGUAUGCGUGGCAUUAUGGUUCCAGGAAAAAGUAUUUAUUUGACACGCAUAACAAAGUUUCAACGAGGACCAUCCUAGCAUUAGGUCCUAGUCUUGGGAUUGUUAGAGUUCCUGGAAUGGGCCUUAUCUACACUGGAUUGGCUACUGGAAUCCCUGCCAGUUUUACUCAUUUCUUGACAAAUCUGCCAGCUUUCUACCAAGUGGUUGUUUUUGUUUGUGUUAAGACUGUACCUGUGGCUCGUGUGCGACGUGAGGAACGUUACCUCAUUGGUCGAAUUGGUCCCAAAUCUUACCGGUUGUAUCGAUGCAUUGUCCGAAAUGGUUAUAAAGAUGUGUGCAAUCACGAAAAUUAUUCUGAAAAUGAUUUUGAAAAUGAACUGGUGAUGAGCAUAGCUGAAUUCAUUCAAUUGGAAGCAGAAGGUUGCUCUGGAAAGGCAGAAGGUUCAGCGGAUGGACGGAUGGCGGUGGUGAGAACAUCAGGGAAGUUUGGGACACGAUUGCUGAUGUCGGAAUCUUCUUCUUUUCAGGAAGGCAACAAUAUUAAUCUUCCGGGAGCUUUGACCGUUACUAGCAGUAAAUCUCCAAUAUUGAAGAGGCUGCAGGCCAUGUAUGAGCGGGAAUCGCCUGAACACAUCACUAGACCACGAAUUCGAUUUGAGUUGCAAAAUGUAAUAUAUAAUGACCCACGGGUCAAGGAAGAACUCAUGGAACUGGUAGAAGCCAAGUGCACUGGAGCAGCGUAUGUAAUUGGGCAUUCUAACGUGAAGGCCAACUGGAACUCAUCAUUUAUAAAGAAGUUUGCUAUCGACCUCUACUCUUUUCUCCGGAAAAAUUGUCGGGCCCCUGUUGUAGGACUAAACAUUCCUUCGAUUUCUCUGAUUAAGGUAGGAAUGAAUUACCAUGUGUAGCUUAAGUUGUGACUGUUUUGACAGGGGAUGUAUGUAACGUGUAACAAACCGAGUACUGAGUGGGAAAAGCAGGCAGAGUUAGUCACAUCCCAGGAACACGUAGAGGAAUAUCCUAUAAUGGGAGACCAGAGGAAAAGUGAGGAAGAGGAAAAGCAACAUUAAAUUCAAAGAUUAUGUGACGUAGUGGGUGUGUCUCUGGUAUGUGAAACCUCUGCCUUUCUGACUUUCUCUCUCUGUUAUCCUUCACCAUAUUUCUUGAUUAUUCUCUCCUCGUUCUCCGGUUCCUCUGCCGUGAAAAUCCUCUCUCAUCCGUCUUACAUAUGUUUCUUUUCUCUGCAAUAUGUUAUGCAGCUUGAUACUUUUACAUCAAUAAAAUUCCACGUUCUUACCCAUUUCUGAGUUAUAUAUCAGUUGAUAUUAUUGGUUGUUCCUGUAUUUUUAUAGUCUUUGUGCACACAGUUACAAUGUAAUCUAUGCAAGCCAAAAAAGAAUUCCCCUUA